Chenopodium quinoa (quinoa) is the source of this 1136-nucleotide messenger RNA. RefSeq names its product reticulon-like protein B14. The record is from RefSeq and is a predicted model, not a curated record. The transcript has 5 exons. Bases 264 to 920 code for a protein of 218 amino acids. Lineage: Eukaryota; Viridiplantae; Streptophyta; Magnoliopsida; Caryophyllales; Amaranthaceae.
AAAAAAAUAAAAAAGAGAAAUGGUGCGUGGUAAUAACAACACAAGGCAUGUGAAGCAAGUAAGCAACCUUACAACCCAUGCCAAAGCCAUUCCUUCCUUAGUUCAGUUUUGUAAUACGUUCCUUUUAAACCAAGUUUGGAACACUUAUAAUAACUUCAUAUAUAUACUCGUACAGUAUUGCUCUAUAACUUUAUCUCACAAUCAACUAACCAUAUACCUUUCCUUCUAUAACCAAUUCAUUUCGUGUUUUGAUAUUGCUAGCCAUGCCUAUCUACUCAGACUCCGAUGAUCAAGCUCCUGGCCUGUCUAAUAUGUCAAGGAUGUUUGGCAGAAACCGGUCAUUGCAUUCCAUUUUAGGUGGCCGUAGAGUCGCUGAUAUAUUGUUGUGGAGGAACAAGACCUUAUCAGCAUCAAUCUUAGCUGGGUUCUCGAUAAUAUGGUUUCUAUUCGAGGUGGUUGAACUCCACUUCAUCACAGUUGCAUGUUACAUUCUCAUGACCUUCAUGCUCGUCCUUUUCAUCUGGAUUCAAGGAGCAAGCUUCUUUAGAUGGAGGCCUCCGACGAUGUAUGACAUUCAGAUAUCAGAAACAACAGCGAAACAUGUGUUAUCAAGAAUAAACAAGUUUUUGAUAAAGUUCUAUAGGAUUUCUUGUGGAGAAGAUUUCGCACGCUUCUUUGUGGCUCUCGCUGCUAUUUGGUUAUUAUCCAUCUUCGGAAGCUACUCUAGUGCUCUGAAUGUACUAUAUGUUGUGUUUCUCGGGUUGAUCACGAUUCCAGUUCUCUAUGAACGAUACGAGAGGGAGGUUACCUACCUUGCCACCCAAGGGAAAGGAGAUAUGAAGAGAUUGUACAGGAAGAUAGACACCAAAGUUCUCAGCAAAAUUCCAAGAGGACCAGUCAAGGAAAGGAAAUAUAAGUAAAAAGUUUAAGAAAAAUUGGGAAAAUAUGAAUUGUACUUAAAAAUUAAUGGAUCUUUACUCAAAUCUAUGUGAUGAAAAAAAAAAGCUCUAAAUCAUAAUUUUAAUUUGUUUAUGCUUUGCAAAGAAGAACAAAACUCUGUCCGUCAGUCGUUUUUAGUGAUUCGUAAUUAUGUUGAUCAUUCAAUAAAAUCAUGUUGCACUUCGGUGAAUUUCUCA